Molecule: messenger RNA, 1287 nt
Organism: Elephantulus edwardii (Cape elephant shrew)
Lineage: Eukaryota; Metazoa; Chordata; Mammalia; Macroscelidea; Macroscelididae
Gene: FLOT1
Product: flotillin 1
Exons: 12
Coding region: 1-1287 (428 amino acids)
Biological process (GO): protein kinase C signaling; regulation of receptor internalization; positive regulation of cell junction assembly
Cellular component (GO): plasma membrane
Source: RefSeq, a predicted model, not a curated record
AUGUUUUUCACCUGUGGCCCAAAUGAGGCCAUGGUGGUCUCUGGUUUCUGCCGAAGCCCACCUGUCAUGGUGGCCGGAGGACGAGUCUUUGUCCUGCCUUGCAUCCAGAAAAUCCAGAGGAUCUCUCUCAACACACUGACCCUCAAUGUCAAGAGUGAAAAGGUUUAUACUCGCCAUGGGGUCCCCAUCUCAGUCACUGGCAUUGCCCAGGUGAAAAUUCAGGGGCAGAACAAGGAGAUGCUGGCGGCCGCCUGCCAAAUGUUCCUGGGGAAGACAGAAGCUGAGAUUGCGCACAUUGCACUGGAGACGCUGGAGGGCCACCAGAGAGCCAUCAUGGCCCACAUGACUGUGGAGGAGAUCUAUAAAGAUAGGCAGAAAUUCUCAGAGCAAGUGUUCAAAGUGGCCUCAUCAGACCUGGUCAACAUGGGCAUCAGUGUGGUCAGCUACACGCUGAAGGACAUUCACGAUGACCAGGACUAUCUGCACUCAUUGGGGAAGGCUCGAACUGCUCAAGUCCAAAAAGAUGCUCGAAUCGGGGAAGCUGAAGCCAAGAGAGAUGCUGGGAUCCGGGAGGCCAAAGCCAAGCAGGAAAAGGUGUCUGCCCAGUACCUGAGUGAGAUUGAGAUGGCCAAGGCACAGAGGGACUAUGAGCUGAAGAAGGCUGCCUAUGACAUCGAAGUUAACACCCGCCGAGCACAAGCUGAUCUGGCCUAUCAGCUUCAGGUGGCCAAGACCAAGCAGCAGAUUGAGGAGCAGCGUGUCCAGGUGCAGGUGGUGGAGCGGGCCCAGCAGGUGGCAGUGCAGGAGCAGGAAAUCGCCCGGCGAGAGAAGGAGCUGGAAGCUCGAGUCAGGAAGCCUGCAGAAGCUGAGCGCUACCGGAUGGAACGCCUAGCGGAGGCAGAGAAGUUGCAGCUGAUCAUGCAGGCUGAAGCGGAGGCUGAGUCUGUGAGGAUGCGUGGGGAAGCAGAAGCCUUUGCUGUGGAGGCCCGAGCACGGGCAGAGGCUGAGCAGAUGGCCAAGAAGGCAGAAGCCUUCCAGCUGUACCAGGACGCGGCUCAGCUGGACAUGCUGUUAGAGAAGCUUCCUCAGGUUGCUGAGGAGAUCAGCGGCCCCUUGACUUCAGCCAAUAAGAUCACACUGGUGUCCAGUGGAAGUGGGUCUGUGGGGGCAGCCAAAGUGACUGGGGAAGUACUGGACAUCCUGAGCCGCCUGCCAGAGAGCGUGGAAAGACUCACAGGCAUCAGCAUCUCACAGGUGAACCACAACAAGCCUUUGCGAACAGCCUGA